Molecule: messenger RNA, 2971 nt
Organism: Cynara cardunculus var. scolymus (artichoke)
Lineage: Eukaryota; Viridiplantae; Streptophyta; Magnoliopsida; Asterales; Asteraceae
Exons: 1
Coding region: 1860-2582 (240 amino acids)
Source: RefSeq, a predicted model, not a curated record
UGUGACCUUACCUCUUGGGGUCCUUAUAAUCUGUACAUUGUUGUGUAUUUUUUUCACCUAUACCCUAGAAACCAAAUUUUGGUUUGUGACCUUACCUCUUGGGGUCCUUAUUAUCAGACUUGGGCACAUCCGAGUCCCGACCUUAAAAAACCUGAAUUCAAGGCAUCCCCACCAAACGACCACAUAAGUUGUAACGUAGCAACCAAGUAACCAUACUUGCUAUGAGAAUACGUGGAACUCCAUUAGGUUACUCUCCAAAAGAGCCCUUGAGGAGAAAAGGGAGCAGGGGCUGAUGCAGCCUUUAAGCACUGGGGGGGAAAGGCUCCCAGUCAAAAACCAAAAACUUUUGUUGACUAGCUUAAAUUUUCUAUUUUCACCCUUGUCUUGCAUGGUUUCCUCCCAGUCCCAUAUGGCCAUAUGCUUCCCUCACCCAAGUCCCAUCCAACGUGCCCCCACUCCAUUAAUUUCCUAGAUCUGCCACUGGAACUGGAAGGGAGGUUCCAACAUAUAUUAAGGAGAAUAGUUCCAUGUCUAGCCAAUAUAGGACUCCUAACACACCCCAUCCAACAUAGUCUAGAGGGGGCUAGACGAGUACGGAUUUCCCGGGAGUGUCAAGUCCCUAGGGUGUAGAUUUUGGAUUUGAUACCAUGUGAGAAUAUGUGGAACUUUGCUAGGUUACUCUCCAAAAGAUCCCUUGAAGAGAGGAGAGGCUCUAACAUAUAUAGCGGAGAAAUGGUCAAAGUCUAGCCGAUGUGGGACUCUACACUUGCAGCGAAUUGCACACAUCUUAGAACUUUUGUCUUGACUCAUAUACAAAAACUCUCAACUAGUGACUAGGGCCAUUACUUUGCUUGCAGGUCAUGAUUCUUGAUUUGUGGGCUAUCUGGAUGUAGUUACCUUUGACUUUCUUUGCUUCACAAUGGUGCAUCAUGCAUGUCUGAGUGAAAAGUUCUUUUCUUAGAUCUUAAAUCCAUAACGAUGCAUGUGUUUUAGAGAAAAUUUCCGAUCGUAGAACUCAUUAUAGGGGUCAUAUACACGAAUCCAAGUACUGUUAUGUGCCCGUGCAUUGCCUGCGUCUUUGUGUUCAUUUAUUUAUGUACAGACAAUCACAUGUGCUCAAUAAUGUCUUGACUGAGCUUGUGUACAGGUCUGGUCCAUGAGUAUCCUAAUCAAGAAUUGGGCAUCAUGGUCCAGUGGGGUAGUUAUGAGAAGCUGAAAGGUUCAGAAACAGGUAUCAUGCUUUGUACAAAUAAGUCCUUAACCCCUCCACUAUUGCUUUUACUUUAUAUCCACAAAAGUCUAGUUGAUGAAAAAGGGUAAAAGAAGCUGCUUUUAUUCUUUUGCUAGAAGCCCCCCUUGUGACUGAAUUAUGAGUGGUGCCACACCUUGUCUCCCAUUGUUUUAGCCUAAUCUGGUUCACCAUCUCCAUUAUUGCCAAAUGUUUGGUCUAGUUUUGAUUGAUCUUCAAGGUCUUUUUGGUCAUUUCACUGACCACACACUCUAUCUUCGAAAUUACCCUUAUGCCCACAUCCAACUGACGUGUGCUAUCACUAUUGGUUGAUUAUAGCUAAGCCUACUAUAACAGGAUUGGUGUAUCCAACCAAAGAUUGAAACCUUACCAUCCACCAAAGACAACCACUAGGCAAGACCUCUACCUCUCACCUUUUCUUUUACUCCCUUGGUCCUAUCAGAAUUAAAACAUCUCUUUCUUCACUAAGUUUUCGUUUUAAAGUUAUUUAUAUACUAUUACUUCUUUUAAUGGUGUUUUAGAUAUUUGACAAAUAUUUGGACUUUCCUCGGCACUGACCCUGUGCCAUGAUAUAAACCCACCUCAAGUAGAUGAGAGAUGAUGUGAAGAGAUGAAAGGAAUGAGAGGACGAUUCUUAGGGAAACCGAAAACCAUUUCAGCCAUAACCACUGUGAAACAAGGUCUAGUUUUCCAGGCAAGUACCUUGAGUCAAUACUUCCCAACACCAACAGUCACAAGUGACAUCAAGGAUGAAGAUUACUGUAGAGCCCCCGUAAGCUUGGAAGAUCUGGAGAAGAGUGUAUUGGUUUUGGAAAAGAUCGGAAACCAUUCGUCGUUAUUAGAAUUUGAGGAGAAGUGUCCGCCAGGAGGAAGUGAUUCAGUCAUCCUCUAUACGACAAGCUUGAGAGGUAUACGUAAGACUUUCGAAGAUUGCAACGCUAUUAGGUUUCUGUUAGAGAGCUUCCGGGUUUUGUAUGACGAGAGGGAUGUUUCCAUGCACUUGGAAUUCAGGGAGGAGUUCUGGCGGACAUUAGGCGGCAGGGUGAUCCCUCCAAGGCUGUUCAUCAGAGGAAGACAUAUUGGAGGGGUUGACGAGGUGGUCUGGCUCCAUGAGCAAGGGAAGCUAAAAAACCUCGUGAAUGGGAUACCAAGAAGUCCCACCCGUGGUCCCUGCAAAGGGUGUGGCGGGAUGCGGUUUGUGCUCUGCUUUUCAUGCAACGGCAGUCGGAAGGUUAUGCUGGAGGAAGUAAACAAUAGCGAUGAUUCCCCAUUUCCAGUUAGUUGUGUAGAGUGCAAUGAAAAUGGACUAAUGAAAUGCCCCAUUUGCUUCUAAUUAGGAAAUCUAUGGUGUUAGAACCCGGAAUAUAGGGUCAACUCAACUGUCAAAUAAAUAUCAAGUCUUGGGGCUCUUUCUCAUAGGUCACCAGUUCAGGUAUUUCUCAGGGCCAUCAGGGAGUUAAAAUUGUGCACAAGCUGAUCUGCACAUUCAUGGUUAUUAAAAAAAAUGUGUUUGAAAUGUAUCAGGUGAUUGGAUAAGUGUUCCAAACGCAUCUAAGAAAAGUAGAUGGAAGAUAGACGUAAGUUUUAAAAUCGACAUGUAAAUAUUUGCUGCUGAUUGUGGUAUCAUAUGUUUUAUCAUCUAACGUUUCUAUAUUUUGUUGUGCUUAAGGUUGUCGAUGUAUCAUAAACUUUUUAUCUUUUCUUUCUUAUAAAUAAUAUUUA